Messenger RNA from Sclerotinia borealis F-4128, 1248 nucleotides. NCBI's taxonomy places the organism in Eukaryota, Fungi, Ascomycota, Leotiomycetes, Helotiales, Sclerotiniaceae. The record is from the annotation of a GenBank genome assembly.
AUGGUCAUCAUUGAGGAUCAAACACUCGCCAUGAUUUCAAUUUCGACAACGGGAGCAAGAUCGGUAUUGAGUGGUGCACUAUUUGGUGCAGCACUUACUGCGGCUGGGGUUUAUUCCCCUACGGUUAUUAUAUCACAGAUGAAAUUGGAAUCGUUUCAUAUGCUGAAAGUAUUUCUAUCAGCCAGUGCUACGAGCGCUGCAAUAUUCCUCCUCGCUCAUCGUCUAUCGCCGGCUCUUGCUCCUCCCCGCCAACCAUCUUCUCUAUCCCUUUUCCCCUACGAUGGAAAUCUCAUCGGAGGACUCCUCCUCGGUAUCGGCAUGGCUCUUACCGGAGCAUGUCCUGGUACCGUUCUUCCACAAAUCGUCACCGGAUAUCGAUCCGGAUAUUUCGCUUUCAUCGGUGGUGUCAUCGGAGGAAUCCUCUAUUCGAAAAUCCGCCCCUUAAUCCGUCGCUCAUCACCCACCUGUUCAACCCCCUCAUCAUCAGCAGGUCCCCCUUCCAUCAACGAUCCCAAACCCACCCUCUAUCAAAAACUCGACCCCAAGGCCGACGAAAUAAAAGCCGUAUACAUAUAUCAGAAUUUCUGCUGGGGAAUCAUUCUUCUCGCCUCUUGGCUUUCCAAAUCACAAGAGCAGAGUUUUCUACGUCCUACUUGGGGAGGGAUUUGUAUUGGGGGUGCACAGGGAGCUAGUCUGUGGUUGACGGGCAAUACGUUGGGGACCAGUGCGGCGUAUGAACAGGUGGGGGAUUUAUUUUGGUGGGGGGUUGAGAGGAUGAGGGGUGUUGAUGGUACUUUUUUGACUUUGAUGACGGGCCUGAAAGGUUAUGAAAAUGGGAAUGGGAAUGGGCAUGCGGAUGCGAAUGCACUCGCAAACGGAAACGGAAACGGAAACAGCGCACUAAAAUCCCCCCCUCCAUCAACCUCAACCCCAACCCCAACCCCAACCCCCAAACCUCGUCCCUCAAUCCGCGCAAACCUUUUCACCCUCGGUAUUCUUCUGGGCUCCUAUCUCCUCUCCCAAACCCUUACUCUUCCUCUUCCAUCUUCCUCUUCCCCCUCACCAAUCUCCAUCCCCAUCCCACACGCACUUCUAGGCGGGAUAGCCAUGGUACUCGGUGCUCGGAUCGCAGGUGGCUGUACGAGUGGACAUGGAAUUAGUGGCAUGAGUUUGUUGAGUGUUAGUAGUAUUGUUAGUGUGGGGGCUAUGUUUGGGGGUGGGAUUGUGUGGGGAAGUUUGGGGGGGUGA